AAAUCCAAGAAAAAGAAGAGCAAAUCCAAGGACGCCUCCACCGACCCCGCCGCCGCCGCCGCCGAUACCACGUCGCUGGCGGACGCCGAGGCGAAGACUGAUGGCUAUAUGAUCAAGCCCCAGGCCCUGGUUCCGUCCCUCGACACCUCCACCUGGCCGCUCCUCCUCAAGAACUACGACCGCCUCAACGUCCGCACCGGCCACUACACCCCGCUCCCCUCCGGCCACUCGCCCCUCAAGCGCCCCCUCGCCGAGUACCUCCGCUACGGCGUCAUCAACCUCGACAAGCCGUCCAACCCCUCCUCCCACGAGGUGGUGGCGUGGAUCAAGCGCCUCCUCCGCGUCGAGAAGACCGGCCACAGCGGCACGCUCGAUCCCAAGGUCACCGGCAACCUCAUCGUCUGCGUCGACCGCGCCACACGCCUCGUCAAGUCGCAGCAGGGCGCAGGUAAGGAGUAUGUGUGCAUCGCCCGCUUCCACGCCGCCGUUCCAGACACGGCCCGCGUGGCCCGCGCGCUGGAGUCCCUUACCGGGGCUGUGUUCCAGCGGCCUCCGCUCAUCUCGGCGGUCAAGCGCCAGCUCAGGGUGCGGACCAUUUAUGAGAGCAAGCUGCUGGAGCAUGACGCCGAGCGCCACCUUGCCGUGUUCUGGAUCUCCUGCGAGGCCGGAACCUAUGUCCGGACGCUCUGUGUGCACCUUGGGCUGCUCCUGGGUGUUGGUGCGCAUAUGCAGGAGCUUCGCCGUGUGCGGUCAGGUAUUCUGGGAGAGCAGGACAACAUGGUCACCAUGCACGAUGUGAUGGAUGCCAUGUGGGCGCUUGACAACCACAAGGAUGAGUCUUACAUAAGGCGUGUGGUUAUGCCGCUUGAGGUAAUUCUUACUAGCUACAAGAGGCUUGUUGUGAAGGACUCUGCUGUUAAUGCUAUCUGCUAUGGUGCCAAGCUUAUGAUUCCUGGGUUGCUCCGGUUUGAGAAUGACAUUGAUGUUGGGGAAGAGGUUGUUCUCAUGACUACCAAGGGGGAGGCGAUUGCCAUUGGUAUCGCUGAGAUGCCUACUGCUGUUAUGGCAACUUGCGACCAUGGUGCUGUAGCGAAGAUCAAGAGGGUGGUGAUGGACAGGGACACAUACCCAAGGAAGUGGGGACUUGGUCCGGUGGCACUUAAGAAGAAGAAGAUGAUAGCCGAUGGCCUCCUUGAUAAGCAUGGGAAGCCAACUGACAAGACCCCGGCUGAGUGGCUUCGAAAUGUGGUGCUUCCUACUGGUGGCGAUGCAAUGAUUGCUAGCAUUGCAGCUGCUCCUGAGCCUGAGAAGGUAAAGGUCGAACAACAGGAUGUGGUGCCAAGUCAGGAGGUCAAGGAGAAGAAAAAGAGGAAGACUGAUGAGGAUGAUGUAACUGCUUCCACACCUGCAAAGAAGAUGAAGGUUGAGGAGGUCACUGAGGCAGUGGAAGGGGAGAAGAGUGAGAAGAAGAAGAAGAAAAAGAAAGAUAAGGGAGAACCAGGAUCAGCUGUUUCAGAGGCAGUGAAGGAAGAGAAGAGCAGUCUGUCUGAUGAGGAGAAGGGCGGCAGCGAGAAGAAAAAGAAGAAGAAGAAGAGCAAGGAAGGUGGUGAAGAUGUCGCUCCAGAGAGUGUGGAGGUUGAGAAGAGUGAGAAGAAAAAGGAGAAGAAAAAGAAGAAAAAAGAUGCAGAGGAGGCACAAUAGGUAGAGAUAGUAGUUUACAUUGGCUUGUCAUGUUAUUUGGUUGCAGUUAUGUGGGAGCUUGAACUACCUGUUUUAUUUGCUUUGUACCCCUUGCAACCGUCUAUGGUUUGGUAGGUAGGCCUGAUGUACUAUCUUUAGGUUACUGCCAUUCAACCGAAAUGCUAUGGUAAUUAGAGAGAUUUCCCUUUAAAUUUGGACAAUCAGCCAUGUAUUGCAGUAUCUGUUAUCUGUUUUUGCAGUGAAUUUUGUUCUCAUCUCA
Triticum aestivum (bread wheat) is the source of this 1960-nucleotide messenger RNA. Its product is annotated as H/ACA ribonucleoprotein complex subunit 4. Gene Ontology annotation, molecular function: RNA binding; pseudouridine synthase activity. Gene Ontology annotation, biological process: snRNA pseudouridine synthesis; box H/ACA sno(s)RNA 3'-end processing; rRNA pseudouridine synthesis. Gene Ontology annotation, cellular component: box H/ACA snoRNP complex. The record is from RefSeq and is a predicted model, not a curated record. NCBI's taxonomy places the organism in Eukaryota, Viridiplantae, Streptophyta, Magnoliopsida, Poales, Poaceae.